This is a messenger RNA of Effrenium voratum, 1356 nucleotides long. Lineage: Eukaryota; Dinophyceae; Suessiales; Symbiodiniaceae. The record is from the annotation of a GenBank genome assembly.
UCUCACCGCAGCGUUCCUUUUUUCCGGUGCCACUUUUCCCUCUCCGACUUUCCAGGAAGGCCGAUGGCGCGCCGGGCACGGCUGCUCCUGGCUGGGGCAGCUGCCUGGGGACUCUCCAGCGCGUUUCUGUCGCCCUGGACUGCAUCCAGGCCAUCCAGGGCACCACAUGUACAGAGAUGGGCCGAGGCCGAUAUCAUGGAAGUGCCUCCCAUGACGGAGGCUCCGGUGUACGUGAUGGAGGUGGAUGUGGUCACAGGGGAUCUGGACGUGUCAGCGCUGCCAGAGGAGAUGGGAGUUUACGCCGUGUACGAUGCCACUGAGAGGCUGCAAUACAUCGGCCUCUCCAAGGACAUCCAGAAGAGUGUGGCAAACCACGCGAAAGCCAUUGGCAUCCAGGAGGUGGGCGAGUUCAUCGGCUCGGUGAAGUGCGCUGAGAUGCCCGGGGAGUCCAAGGAGACCUUGAAGAACACCUGGGAGGUGUGGCUCAAGGAGCACCUGGGCAAUGGCGGCGAGAUCCCCGUGGGGAACCUGCCGGAGAAUGCCCCAGGCUGCGACCCCCGGUGGCGCAGCCGCGGGGCGCAGGCCAAGCCCUCGCUGAACCUCGGGGGCGUCGGCGGCAUCGCAUCGCAAGCAGAGGCGAUGGAGGCUGUGAGGACGGCCGUGGAGAGCAAUCCAGUUCUUUUGUUCAUGAAGGGCACUCCGGCAAUGCCGCAGUGCGGCUUCAGCGCUAGGACCUCUGGUCUCCUCAGAGAGAUAGGUAUGCCCUUCGAGACGGUGAACGUGCUUGACGAGGCGAGCAACCCCGGCGUGCGCGAGGCGGUGAAGGAGUAUGGGCAGUGGCCCACGAUCCCUCAGCUCUACGUCUCCGGGCAGCUGGUCGGAGGUGCCGAUAUUGUCAUGGAGAUGUACGAGAAGGGAGAGCUGGAACAGAUGCUGGUCAUCGCCAGCGAUGGCGGCGGCGCAAGCCAGGAAGCUGCAGAGUCCUCCGCACCUGGCGAGUAUGCCACAGGAAACAUCAAGCUGAUCGAUGACUCCAGAAGGCCAACGGCGACGGCUUUGUGCAAAGCUCUUGACGAAAGCUUUACUCUCCUCGACCUGCGGGUGGUCGACGAUUCGGCAGCGCACGAGGGGGAUGCAGGAGCGUUGGAGAUGGGCCUCACCAGCGAGUCCCACUUCACCGUUCAGAUGGUGGCGCCGGAGUUUUCUGGCCUCACACCCGUCCAGAGGCAGCAAAAGGUCUACGAAGCCCUUUCGGACGUCAUGCCGCGGAUCCAUGCCUUGUCCCUCGUUACGCGAACUCCUGAAGAAGCGGGAGGGGAGGGCCAGUGAAUCCGCGGCCAAACCCAGAACACACCG